CCAGGCGGGGAGCUCAGCUUCGGGUCUCAUUUCAUUUAGGGGGUAGGACAUGUCUUUGGGCCAACUCGAGAUUAAACUUCGCACAUGGUGAUCGUGCGUGGGUGGGUGUGGAGUCGACCUCCGCAUGUGACACGGGAGAGUGCAUUAGACGAGUGGUUGCCGGAGGAUGCCUGCCUGCAAGGUUGCCUUGGGUUCCACCUCGUGACAGCACCGGAAAAUUGGUGCGUUUAGGGGUGUCACCGGUUCACCACCUCCUGCUUGCGAAGCCUCGGGGCUUUUGAGCUUGUAUUAGAUUCAGACCUCGGAAUGGUGACUCCGCCAGCAAGCAGGCCAUGAAACGGGUGCGCACGGAGCAGAUUCAGAUGGCAGUGUCCUGCUACCUCAAGCGCCGGCAGUACGCGGACUCCGACGGGCCCCUGAAGCAGGGGCUGAGGCUGUCCCAGACUGCCGAGGAGAUGGCGGCCAAUCUCACAGUCCAGUCGGAGUCUGGCUGUGCCAACGUUGUGUCUGCAGCCCCGUGCCAGGCAGAGCCGCAGCAGUAUGAAGUGCAGUUUGGACGGCUACGGAAUUUUCUCACCGAUUCUGAUUCCCAACAUAGCCACGAAGUGAUGCCUCUCCUCUAUCCUCUCUUUGUCUACCUCCACCUCAACCUGAUCCAGAACAGCCCGAAGAGCACAGUGGAGAGCUUUUACAGCCGCUUCCACGGGAUGUUUCUGCAGAAUGCCACCCAGAAGGACGUCAUCGAGCAGCUGCAGACCACGCAGACCGUCCAGGACAUCCUGUCCAACUUCAAGCUUCGAGCAUUCCUAGACAACAAGUAUGUGGUCCGUCUCCAAGAAGACAGCUACAACUACCUUAUCCGCUACCUCCAGAGUGACAACAACACUGCCCUGUGCAAGGUCCUCACCCUGCACAUACACCUCGACGUGCAGCCUGCCAAGAGGACGGACUACCAGCUCUACGCCGGCUCCUCCCGCAGCGAGAGCAACGGCCUGGAGCCCCCCGACGUGCCCAGCCCCAUUCUGCAGAAUGAGGCUGCCCUGGAGGUCCUGCAGGAGAGCAUCAAGCGCGUCAAGGACGGGCCGCCCUCCCUCACCACCAUCUGCUUCUAUGCCUUCUACAACACGGAGCAGCUGCUCAACACGGCAGAGAUCUCCCCGGACAGCAAGCUGCUCGCUGCUGGGUUUGACAACUCCUGUAUAAAACUUUGGAGUCUACGAUCCAAGAAGUUGAAGUCUGAGCCCCAUCGAGUGGACGUGUCCCGCAUCCACUUGGCUUGUGAUGUUCUGGAGGAGGAGGAGGAGGAGGACGAGAACGCAGGCACAGAGAUGAAGACCCUGCGGGGCCACUGCGGCCCGGUGUACAGCACGAGGUUCCUCGCAGACAGCUCAGGGUUGCUCUCUUGUUCGGAAGACAUGUCCAUCAGGUACUGGGACCUGGGCAGCUGCACCAACACCGUCUUGUACCAGGGGCAUGCCUACCCAGUGUGGGACCUGGACAUCAGCCCCUACAGCCUGUACUUCGCCAGUGCGUCCCACGACCGCACCGCCAGGCUGUGGUCAUUCGAUCGGACGUACCCGCUGCGGGUAUACGCGGGCCACCUGGCAGACGUGGACUGUGUCAAGUUCCACCCGAACUCAAACUACUUAGCCACUGGCUCGACCGACAAGACCGUCCGGCUGUGGAGCGCCCAGCAGGGGAACUCGGUGAGGCUCUUCACCGGCCACCGUGGCCCUGUGCUCGCCCUCGCCUUUUCCCCCAACGGUAAGUACUUGGCUUCGGCCGGCGAGGACCAGCGGUUGAAGCUGUGGGACUUGGCCUCUGGGACGCUUUACAAAGAACUGAGACGCCACACGGACAACAUCACCAGCCUCACCUUCAGUCCGGACAACGGCCUGAUCGCGUCGGCCUCCAUGGACAACUCUGUGCGCGUUUGGGACGUCAGGAACACUUACUGCAGCACGCCCGCCGAUGGCUCCUCCAGCGAGCUUGUGGGCGUCUACACCGGGCAGAUGAGCAACGUCCUGAGCGUGCAGUUCAUGGCCUGCAACCUGCUUCUGGUGACUGGGAUUACACAAGAAAAUCAGGAACAUUAAUUUUGUAUCUUCGUUGGCGCCACCAGGGCUGUGGCGGAAGGCCACAAUUACAGUCCUGGGACAAGCCGAGAUCGAAUCACUGACUGACUGUGGAAGAGCCCCCGCCUGCCCUUCCUCCCGGGACCCCAUCCAGUAGGCGCCCCUCUGUUCAGCCCCUCAGUGUCCAUGGACUGUGGAGCCAGGGGGUCAGUGGCCAGAGGACAAGAGAUCAAGAAUUAGGAUGUUUCAAGGAAGAUCUUGAGUUCUCAGAGACCUGCCACGACCACACUGCCCGCCUCAGCUUCCCCACUGUGGGGCUGGGUGUGGCGGGGGUCGCAGAGCACUCUCAGGAGGGGCAGUGCGACGAGGGUCAGGUGCGGUCUGUCCCUCAGUGGAAGCGAAGUCCUUAGUAAUGGAGGGGUGUGGGGACAGGGGCUAGGAAAGGGGAGGGGAUGAUCCUGGCCAGAAGUCUUUCCUUCCCAUAUUUAUAGAGAUCCAGGAUUUUUUUUAUUGUUAUUAUAAUUAUAAUUAUUAUUAUUAUUGAGAAGAGGAAACCUAGCACUGGCAGAGGGGACCGUCUCUGCAUUUAUCUUUCAGGUCUGACUCCUGGCACUGGCUGUGAUACUUGGAAUUUUGAGGUUCAGGGAAUUCAGAGAAUUUGGUAGCACAGUGUAUUGGGAGAAAGGGAAACGCCGGGGUGGGUCUACAACUCCGGCCGCUGUGUUUCUGGAAGGGGCGGGUGGGUUUGAUCAAGAACACUGCGGGCUCUUGCAGUGAUGGUGGGAAAGGAAGAUCUUCACAGCUGCACUCAUAUUGACUCUCCCCCCUGAAAUGAAAGAGUAUGGUAGAGGAUAAUUUGGAGCGAUAAGUCACAAGAUAGGCUAGAACGAUGCUGAGGCUCUCGAAGCCCGUUCAUCCAGAGGUGUGCUUCCUGCUGCCGUCCUCCUGCGGCGACGCGCCACCUCCUGCACUGCGAGACCAGUCUGACGGACACUUGGUGGGACAGACUGUGAGUACCUGCUCACCGUAGCAAACGGUGCUAAGGGUAAAGCGAGUUCUAAUUUGUGGGAAAAGGAUUAAAUAUUUCUGUUUUCUGAAAAGAGUUAUUUUGUAUUUUGUUUUCUAUUAAAAUGUAUUUAGUUUCAAAAAAGUGAGUGUUAGCAUCUCAUUUAAGCUCUGAGGACAGGCAAGUGGUGUGGUCUUUCUGGGUGGCACCUCGCCUCUCUUCCGAGGAGUUGCAGCAAGUAGGCC
Molecule: messenger RNA, 3326 nt
Organism: Tupaia belangeri chinensis (Chinese tree shrew)
Lineage: Eukaryota; Metazoa; Chordata; Mammalia; Scandentia; Tupaiidae
Gene: TAF5L
Product: TATA-box binding protein associated factor 5 like
Exons: 6
Coding region: 333-2096 (587 amino acids)
Biological process (GO): regulation of DNA-templated transcription
Cellular component (GO): histone acetyltransferase complex; nuclear protein-containing complex
Molecular function (GO): protein binding; transcription coactivator activity; RNA polymerase II general transcription initiation factor activity
Source: RefSeq, a predicted model, not a curated record